GUUUCAUGUCUUUGCAUCAACCCUCAUUCGAAAUCUCACUUCUUCAUUUCUCCCAGGAACAAAGGACCUUUUUUUUUCUAUUUCUCUUUGACCCAAGAAAGGACGAAUAUCACCAUGGGAUCAUCCACAAUACUCAAGCUGACACACUUUCACCACUCGACCCAUGUCCAGGUUGAGGAUCUUCACCCAAGCACUAUCAUCGCUCGGUUCAUCAAGGAGUUCCCGGAGUGCUUAGACCCCUCGCCAGUCCUUCGGUGGCUCGACGGCGAUGGUGAGUGGAUCGAAAUCCGACCAGACGAUCUUGAUCUGGAGGAAGUUCUGAAGCAGGUCAUGGAAAGAGAUGGAAUAAUCCACAUUCAAUCUGGAGAUAUUACUGGGGUUUUUGAGCCCACAGACCUAGGAACGCUGAUGAAAAGAUACGAGAAGGUCAUGGAUCUGUUCGAUAAUUUGAGCCGCACAGUCGUCAAGCUCCCACCGAUCUCCAACAUCCUGAUCGUGACAAAGCCCGAUCGCAAGCUGACAAAGCUGACCAAGGAGCUCUCGAUCUGGCUACUCGAGAACUUUCCGGGAAUCACCGUCUAUGUCGACAGAAGGCUGCAGGAACAAUCUACCUUCAAGUACCAUAAAAUCCUGGAGCGUAACCCGGCGUGGAAGGACCGUCUGCAGUUCUGGACACUGGAAUGUCACAAGCAGUCAGGAAAGCUGAUCCAUCUGGCAAUUGCUCUCGGAGGCGACGGAACGGUGCUUUAUACGACGUGGAUGUUCCAGAAUCGAGUGCCGCCGAUUGUUGCUUUCCAUCUUGGAAGCCUGGGAUUCUUAACGAACUUUGACUUUAAACACUUUCGACCCAUCAUGACCAACAUCCUGCGCGGCGAAGGCAUGAACCUCAACAUCCGGAUGCGAUUACAGUGUUCUGUUUAUAAAUUCAGUGACAUUGCCGACAGCUUAUGCGACGGUACGAAAGCUCUCAGCCUUGACGAUACUGCUGCCACCAGUAGUGCAGAUGGGAACCUCGAAGCCGGAGCUUCCAGCGAAAGCGAGAAUGAAGACGACCAUCGGAGGGAAAUUGCAGAGUCUAAAACGCGGGUGAAGAUUAUCCGCCAAUUCAAGGAAAUGGACUCGAAAGGAGGGGCCGAGGUCGCGGAUCUGGGUGUCUGUCAUGAGCAAGGGCACACGCUGAUCAGAAGGUCACCAAAACCUUAUCCGGAGGAGUCUACGACGCCAACGGAUUCUUGGCAGGUAUUGAAUGAGGUCACGGUCGAUCGUGGCUCGAAUGCGGGGAUGUUGCAACUAGAGUUGUUUGUGGACGGUAGUCCGGUUACGACGAUCUUGGCGGACGGGCUGGUUAUUGCUACGGCGACGGGAUCGACCGCUUAUUCGCUGUCGAUCGGUGGCUCGUUGAUUCAUCCUGACAAGAAUUCGAUUAUCAUCUCGCCAAUUGCUCCGCACUCGUUGACAGCACGACCUAUGAUCAUCUCAGGCACUAAACGCCUUCGAGUGUGUGUGCCCGCAUCGAGCCGGACGACAGCAUGGGCAUCCUUUGAUGGAAGACACCGACAGGAACUCGGCCGUGGGGAUUCGGUCAUGAUCACAGCGUCCAAGUACCCGGCUACGACGAUCUGUAGGUUCGACCAGAGCAUCGAUUGGUUCACGGGAUUGUCUCAGGUCUUGAACUGGAAUAGUCGUGUCCAGCAGAAACCAUUGGAUUCGCACCUGUGAGCUAGUUAAAGAAGAAGAAGGAGGAGGAGGAGAAAGAUCGAUCGUAGAAGUAACCAGGCGCAACAGCGGCAAUGGAGGUCGCAUUACAUAAAGAAUGAACUUGUAAUUAAAAAGAUAUACUCAAAACCUAUUCAUGAAGGGCAACCAUCUUUUUUUUUUUUUUUUUUUUUUUUUUUUUUUUU
Messenger RNA from Gamsiella multidivaricata, 1901 nucleotides. Its product is annotated as ATP-NAD kinase-like domain-containing protein. NCBI's taxonomy places the organism in Eukaryota, Fungi, Mortierellomycota, Mortierellomycetes, Mortierellales, Mortierellaceae. Gene Ontology annotation, molecular function: NAD+ kinase activity. The record is from RefSeq and is a predicted model, not a curated record. The coding region runs from base 115 to 1719 and encodes 534 amino acids. Gene Ontology annotation, biological process: NAD+ metabolic process; NADP+ biosynthetic process. The transcript has 9 exons.